UAUAUAUCCCUUCGUUUCCUCCCCAUUGUGACACUCCAAGGACAACUUCAACUCGCCUCUCUCUCUCUCUCUCUCUUGAAGGAGUGAGUACAUAGGCAUAUGACGAGGCCCGGAGUCGGGUCGAACACAAGCAACACCGCCACCUCGGCCGUGCCGCACUCGGCAUGGCGCUCUCCGGUCACCUACCUCUUCGGCGGGCUGGCGGCGAUGCUGGGCCUCGUCGCCUUCGCCCUCCUCAUCCUCGCCUGCUCCUAUUGGAAGCUCUCCGACUACCUGAGCACCGACGGCGCCGACGCUGACGGGGGGGAGGCCUCGGGAGACGCCGCGAAGCCCCCGCCCCUCUGCGACAAGAGCGUCGUCGUCGUCAUGGCCGGCGAUUGCAAGCCCAGCUUCCUUGCCACUCCCGUCGCCUGGCACGCCGCAGCGAGUGGGAGGAAGAUGGAAGCCUCGGUGAGCUCACCUAGGCGUGACGCGAUCCCAAUCCAACGUGAAUUGGACCGCAACAGAGAAGAAAGCGGAAACCCGCAGUAGUAGUCUCGUUCUUCUUUGUUUCUUGUACUUUUAGAGGAAAAGAAGGGUCUUAAUUAUAAAUUCAUAUCACAACAAGUAACAAUUUGAGAUGUUUGACCCAAAAAGAAGAAGAGGGAAAAACUGAGUACGAGGAUGAGGAGAAGGGAAGGAAGAGGUAGAAGAAGAGAGUAAGACGCGUGUGUCAGCACUUCGGUUUCUUGAUGAGCUACAAGACACACUUCCCUUCAACGGUUGAGCUCAUCAAAAGGCUUUGGAAGUGAGAUAUGAUGAUGAGCUCUUGACAUUUUUGUUUACGUUACAGACUUGCAUGAACAGUGUGUGAGAACAAAAGUCUCAUGCAGUUAUCUAACCACCAGAUAACACGUCGACAACGGAUUCAUAUAUGCCACGCGCAAUCGCUCCAAGAUCAGGAACGCUCCAGAAAUGCCUUUCGGGAAUCUCA
Messenger RNA from Musa acuminata subsp. malaccensis (wild Malaysian banana), 973 nucleotides. RefSeq names its product protein GLUTAMINE DUMPER 2-like. Gene Ontology annotation, biological process: regulation of amino acid export. Lineage: Eukaryota; Viridiplantae; Streptophyta; Magnoliopsida; Zingiberales; Musaceae. The record is from RefSeq and is a predicted model, not a curated record.